CGCAGCGGUGUUAGCGGCUUAGUUUAUUGUGGUUGUUAUGUACAGUUCAAAAUAUGUCGAUAAACUAAAUGUACAUACGAUAGACGUUGUCAAACGCUUCAGUAAGGAUACAAUUCAUUGAUAUAUUCAUUUCUCCAUAGAGUAAUUUGACCCUUUCUGCUCUGGUCUAACAAACUGCAGAGUUAAGCUAACAUUAGCCAAGCUGUCAAGUAGCCAGUUUAACACAGCACUUUCUUGCUAGCUAACUAGCUAGCAAUAGAUUUUAAACGAGGACAACAAAGAAAACGUCGUAAAAACUGUGCCGUUUGUGAAUUAACUUUGUCUUAAAGUCACAUUAUGAAGUGGAUAGCUCUAUUUUAAUAGUAAACUACCAGUAGUUUGUCCGUUUUUAGAUUAUGUCAGUGAUAUUGAUUGUACUGUAACGUUAGUCCACUGACUCGAGCUCGACAGCCAGGUGGCUAUUUAAUCAAGGAGUUAUUAACACUGAGAAUCCGAGAUCGUGUAUUCCGAACAAACAUGGAUAAGAAAUCAUUCGACAUCGUCUUAGACGAAAUCAGGAAGUGCGUGCUAACAGAUCAGCGGAUUAAGGCGAUAGAGCAGGUGCACGGGUACUUCUCCAGCGAGCAGGUAAUGGACAUGCUGAAGUACUUCUCCUGGGCAGAUCCUCAGAUCAAAGCUGUCAAAGCUCUUCAACAUAAAAUGGUUGCCAUCCCCACUACCAAAGUGGCCAAUAUCCUCAACUGUUUUACCUUCUCUAAGGACCGACUGGUGGUUCUGGAACUCAUAGCUCUGAACAUCUCUGAUGCCCAGAACUACCGUCCCGUAGAGGACCUGUUCCGUAUUCACCUGUCUGAGAAGAAACGAGCCCGCAGGAUCCUAGAGCAGGUGUGUAAGGUGGGCUGCAAGGCUCCAGUAGCCAUGAUCUCUUCAUGUGGGAUGAUCCCAGGGAACCCUUACCCUAAAGGCAAGCCCAGCCAGACCACUGGCACCUUCCCUGGAGCUUCUGCAAAGAAGGAGGGAGAGGAGACCCCUGCCAGCACCGAGGGGAAAGGCAUCGCAGCCCGCAUCAUUGGACCAUUCAAACCAUCUCCGUCGUCCUACAACCCUCAGCGGCCGGUACCCUACCCCAUUCCCCCCUGCAGACCUCACGCCACCAUCGCACCGAGUAGGUACAACAACGCAGGUCUGGUAUCAGUGGGCGGGGUCAUAACGGCCAGCGUUCUCCCCCCACCCUACAGCGCCAGCACCAAGCCCACAGGCUACGCCAGACCUGCCAAUCAACAACAGCACCCUGUCACAGGUGUCAACUCCACAGCCCUCCCAUCUCCCCUCGGCUCCCCCACAGUCCCUCCCGUGCCCUCCCCCUCUCACCCCACUCCCACCACCCCCAUCACCCCUGUGUUCCCUGGUAAGGUCCCCUCCCAGAACCCUCUAGCCCCCUCUCCCUCCCCCGCCCCCUCUCCCUCUGUCAUCAAAGGGGGUCCCCUCCCAUCCAGUUCCCCCCAUCUGCCCCCCACCACCCCCUCCGUCAUUAAGGCCCACACCCCCUCAGCUACCCCCUGUGGUACCCCCGGUCCCCACCACCCAGGGGCGUUCUCCCCCUCUCCCUUCCAUGCCGGUGCCUCUCGGUCAGACACCCCUACCCCAAGGACCCCCCUCCCUGACCCCCUCCCUCAGGGUACCUCCAUGGGCCUUCCGCAGUACAACCCCCAGACAGGCCCUGCCUUCCCUGGCCUGCCCGCAUACCAGACCACCCCGUCUGGGUCGGUGAUCCGCAGCUAUCCUCCCUCCUCCUCCUCGGCCCCCAGCCCCAAGCCCUCCCCAGCCCUGUCCGGCCAGGCCCAAGCAUCCUUCUACAGCGAGCAGCACCGCGGCCCACUGGCUAGAACAGGAGGGGGGACAGGCAGUGGCAGUAACAGCCCAGUCCCCUCUGCCUUUAAAGGCCCUUCACGUGCGGGGACUCCCUCCCUCAGCUCUCUGGUAAUGCCUGGCGGAUCAGCGGCCUUAGCCCGCUCCCUGGGUCUGUCCCACCCCUCUUCUUCUCCCCAGGGCUCCCUACCCAGCCCUGCUGCUAUGGCCAGCCUCCAGGCCCUCUCCUCCAGCCCGGCUCCCCCUCACUACCCCGGCCUCUCCCCCUUCCCCUCCUCCCUGUCCUCCUCUUCACCCUUCCCUCCAUCCUCCUCUCUGUCCUCCAUGACCCCCACCUCCCACCCCCAGACCUCCAUGGCCUAUCCAGGCCUGUCUCACAGCGUAGCCACAAGUGGAGCCUCUCCCUUUGGGAUGGGUCUGACCACCACCCCAUCUAUCUUCCCGGGGCUGGUUCCAGGGCCCAGUCCAGGGGGGUUCUCAGGAUUUGGAGGUUCAGGAGGACCUGGGGCGGGGAGCCCCGUCCUGUCUUCCUUCAUGGGUGCCGGGGUGUCCGUAGCAACCGUAGCCCCUCUCCAUUCGGCGGCGGCCGUGGCAGCAGGAGUACCGUCCUCCUCUCCCGUUCUACCUGGCUUUGCCUCUGCCUUCAGCUCCAACUUCCAGCCUGGGUUGUCUAGUGGCCUCCAGCCUACAGGUGGCGCUGCGUUUCCUGGACUGUUGUCUUUCCCUGGCAUGCCAGGCUUCUCCCCCUCCCCCAGCCAACUACACAACCCUGCUAUGCAGUCAGCCCUGCUACAGGCCCACUCUGCGUCUGUAUUGGAGGGUUAUACCACAUACCCCCCUGGACCUGGCAACCCCUUUCAACCUGGCCUACACCCCUCCCAGCUGGGCUGGCAGUGACCAGAACACUCUGUCACACACACACACACACACACACACACACACACAAUAUGUACACAUGCAAAUUACCCUAAACAUUCAUAUACACACUUACACUCACACACACUCACACACUCUCACACUCAGUCGGUGGACUUGGGGUUAACUUGUAUUCCUCUACUCACUACAACCUGCCAAGACUGUGAUAAAGAAAAGAGACUUUGCAUAAUUCUUCUGUUUGAACUGUCACACUCCGUCAACAUGAACUAAAAUAAGAGGAAGUAGAGAAAGAAAGAUCUGAGGACCAACUACACCACAGACAAAGACUUGAAUUGAAAAGGGUUUAUUGAAAGCUUUGUUGUCACUGUGAACAGAGUGGACAAUGAUUUACCCGGAGGAUCGUGACUGAGACAAACUUCCCCACAGAGAGACAGAGAGGGAAAAGGUCUAUUUUAGCUUCAUCUAUCUUUCUGUCAAGAUGAGGUCUAUUGUAGAUCUAUCUGCUGUUCUGUCUGACUGUAGAUCUAUCUGAUGUUCUAUCUGUCUGACUGUAGUUCUAUCUGAUGUUCUAUCUGUCUGACUCUAGAUCUAUCUGAUGUUCUAUCUGUCUGACUGUAGUUCUGUCUGACUGUAGUUCUGUCUGACUGUAGAUCUGUCUGACUGUAGAUCUAUCUGAUGUUCUAUCUGUCUGACUGUAGAUCUGUCUGACUGUAGAUCUAUCUGAUGUUCUAUCUGUCUGACUGUAGAUCUGUCUGACUGUAGAUCUAUCUGAUGUUCUAUCUGUCUGACUGUAGAUCUAUCUGAUGUUCUAUCUGUCUGACUGUAGAUCUAUCUGAUGUUCUAUCUGUCUGACUGUAGAUCUGUCUGACUGUAGAUCUAUCUGUCUGACUGUAGAUCUGUCUGACUGUUGAUCUAUCUGAUGUUCUAUCUCUCUGUUCUAUCUGACUGUAAACAAAGUGACCAUGGUUUAUGAUUUUAUAUCUGGUGCUGUGUUUCAAAUAGUACCCUAUUCCCUAUAUAGUCCACUAUUAUUAUAUAGUCGCCUAUUCCCUAUGUAGUCCACUAUUAUUAUAUAGUACCCUAUUCCCUAUGUAGUCCACUAUUAUUAUAUAAUCCCCUAUUAUAUAGUCCACUAUUAUUAUAUAGUCCACUAUUAUAUAGUCCACUGUUAUUAUAUAGUCCCCUAUAUAGUCCCCUAUAUAGUCCCCUAUUCCCUAUAUAGUCCACUAUUAUUAUAUACUGUUCCACUGGAUGUCAGAAGGUGAAUUCACCAAUUUGUAAGUCGCUCUGGAUAAGAGCGUCUGCUAAAUGACUUAAAUGUAAAUGUAAAUAUAGUCCCCUAUUAUAUAGUCCACUAUUAUUAUAUAGUCCCCUAUUCCCUAUGUAAUCCACUAUUAUUAUAUAGUCCCCUAUUAUAUAGUCCACUAUUAUUAUAUAGUCCCCUAUUCCCUAUGUAAUCCACUAUUAUUAUAUAGUCCCCUAUUCCCUAUGUAAUCCACUAUUAUUAUAUAGUCCCCUAUUAUAUAGUCCACUAUUAUUAUAUAGUCCCCUAUUAUAUAGUCCACUAGUAUUAUAUAGUCCCCUAUUCCCUAUGUAAUCCACUAUUAUUAUAUAGUCCCCUAUUAUAUAGUCCACUAUUAUUAUAUAGUCCCCUAUAAUUAUAUAGUUCCCUAUUCCCUAUGUAAUCCACUAUUAUUAUAUAGUACCCUAUUCCCUAUGUAGUCCACUAUUAUUAUAUAGUCCACUGUUAUUAUAUAGUCCCCUAUUCCCUAUGUAGUCCACUAUUGUUAUAUAGUCCACUGCUAUUAUAUAGUACCCUAUUCCCUAUGUAGUCCACUAUUAUUAUAUAGUACCCUAUUCCCUAUGUAGUCCACUAUUAUUAGAUAGUACCCUAUUAUAUAGUCCACUAUUAUUAGAUAGUACCCUAUUCCCUAUGUCGUCCACCAUUAUUAUAUAGUCCUCUAUUAUAUAGUCCACUGUAUAGGGACUAGGGUGCCGUUAGGGACCCAGUCUGGGUAUGGUAUUUAACAAUGGCUGCUCCAGGCAUGCUGACUCAUCAGAACUAUACUAGACGUUAAACUCUUCAUGUGAGGAACAUUAUGCAUUCUGUUUAGAUGAGCAGGAUACCAGGUGAAACAUUGUGUUUAGAUGACCAGGAUACCAGGUGAAACAUUGUGUUUAGAUGACCAGGAUACCAGGUGAAACAUUGUGUUUAGAUGAGCAGGAUACCAGGUGAAACAUUGUGUUUAGAUGAGCAGGA
This is a messenger RNA of Oncorhynchus masou masou (cherry salmon), 5005 nucleotides long. RefSeq names its product proline and serine rich 1 (gene proser1). The record is from RefSeq and is a predicted model, not a curated record. The transcript is spliced from 12 exons. The coding region runs from base 517 to 2766 and encodes 749 amino acids. NCBI's taxonomy places the organism in Eukaryota, Metazoa, Chordata, Actinopteri, Salmoniformes, Salmonidae.